AUGGAUGUUCUACAGAAGACCGUUGUGGAUCCCCUCCAGCCACUCUUGAAGCCCAUCGUCGAGGCACUCCCUCAGCCUGUCCACGAUGCGAUCAUCUCGUUGAUUACUGCACCAUGCCACGCCGCCCUCCUUCUCGACCUUAGCUUGGUGGAAGAUCCGGCCUGCACAUCCCUGGCUAUCUCAAAAGCUCUCGGUAUUGCCAUCGUUGGCGCUAGCGCUGUGGUCAAGGUCCCACAGAUCCUGAAACUCAUCAACUCGCGCUCAUCCGCUGGUGUCUCCUUUGUGUCUUACGCCCUCGAAACCGCUAGUCUGCUCAUCACCCUGUCUUACAGCGUGCGGAACGAGUUCCCCUUCAGCACCUUCGGCGAGAGCGCUCUUAUCGCCAUCCAGGAUGUUGCGAUUGGCAUUCUUGUCUUGACCUUUGCCGGCCGGUCCGCCGCGGCCGCAGCUUUCGUUGCUGUCGUGGCAGCUUCCGUGUACGCGCUGCUCUUUGACCGUAAUCUCAUUGAUGGAAACACCAUGGCCUAUUUGCAGACUGGUGCUGGAGCUCUGGGUGUUGCCAGCAAGCUGCCUCAGAUCUACGCUAUUUGGAGCGAGGGAGGUACUGGCCAGCUCAGUGCUUUCGCGGUCUUCAACUACCUUUUCGGUUCUCUCUCCCGCAUCUUCACCACUCUUCAAGAAGUCGAGGACAAGCUCAUCCUCUAUGGUUUCAUCGCCGGGUUUACCCUCAACCUGAUCCUCGCUGCACAGAUGGUGUACUACUGGAACAGCCCCGCACCCAAGAAGAAGGCGCCCCGCGCAAAGAUCGCAGAGAAGCCAGUCUCAGCCGAAAGCUCUGGCGCAUCGCCCAAACCGGGCUCCAAGACUCCCACCACACGACGUCGGGGUUAG
Messenger RNA from Penicillium daleae, 891 nucleotides. RefSeq names its product putative monosaccharide-P-dolichol utilization protein. The coding region runs from base 1 to 891 and encodes 296 amino acids. The transcript has 2 exons. The record is from RefSeq and is a predicted model, not a curated record. NCBI's taxonomy places the organism in Eukaryota, Fungi, Ascomycota, Eurotiomycetes, Eurotiales, Aspergillaceae.